Molecule: messenger RNA, 6316 nt
Organism: Alexandromys fortis (reed vole)
Lineage: Eukaryota; Metazoa; Chordata; Mammalia; Rodentia; Cricetidae
Gene: Tbc1d12
Product: TBC1 domain family member 12
Exons: 13
Coding region: 2168-4426 (752 amino acids)
Source: RefSeq, a predicted model, not a curated record
GUGUGUGUGUGUGUGUUUGUAUUUAAUCCUUGGCAUUUCUGAUGUGUAUUGAAGUUUGAGUAACAUUGCUCUAAUUGCUCUAAGGGUCUGUGGAUGGUGUUGGAGGUGAUUUAACACUGUAAAGGGUGUGUCAUACUUAAAUGUUCUUUGGGAAUCCAGUGUAGCCCAAGAAAGAUCAAGAAAAGUUAUGAAGAACCGUUCAGUAGGUAAAAGAAAGCACUACUGGUGCAAGCUUGAUUAGAGGCACAAUAGUAGUAACAAUAAUAGAGAAUAAUUUUUAAAACAAGGGUGUAAAGAACUUGAGGCCUCUGUACUCUCCUUAACUAUAGCAAAAUAAUCAGUUUGAGGGAUCAUCUUUGUAAUGGGGAGGGAGGAAGGGUAGAAAGGAGGAAGGAAGAGGAGCGGGAAAAAUGUAUAGCUUGAUAAAAGCAAUAAAAAUAUUCCAUGAAUAGAAAAUAAAUUAACGAGACAUGAUAUGUCAGUGAGAUCUAAGGCUAGCUGGUUUGGCUGGGCUGGCUGCCAAAGCUUCCCAGAGAUCUGCCUUUUCAGUGCUGGAAUCACAAGGGCAUUCUACCACACCAGCUUCUUACGUGAGUGCUGGGGAGAGAAUGAAGGUCCUCAAGCUUGCAGGGCAACUUGACCAACUGAGCUAUGAUAAUAAAUGCAGAGACCUUGGUAAUAAAUUCUUGUUCUGCUUACAUUUACAGAAAAACUCAUUAUAAAAGACACUUGACAGUUAUUAAUCUGAAUGGUGGAUACAUGGUUGCACAUUUUAUUACUAAACAAAUAGUUGAUAUUCACUCUUAAAUCUAUUCACAUAUUUAGAGGGGUUUUUUUCUCCUUUUUUUCCUUUGGCUUUUCAAAACAAGAUUUCUCUGCAUUGAUUUCUUGGUUUUUUGUUUUGUUUGUUUUUCGAGACAGGGUUUCUCUGUGUUGCUUUGGUGCCUGCCCUGGAACUAGCUCUUGCAGACCAGGCUGGCCUGUAACGGAGAUCAGCCUGUCUCUGCCGCCCAACUACUGGGUUUAAAGCGGUCGCCACCUCUGCCUCCCAAGUACUGGGAUUAACGGCGUGCACUACCACUGUCCGGCUCACAUAUACAUUUUAUAUACAAAACUUUGAAGACUUGACGGUACUGUUUGCAAAGUAUGUCAUUCAAUUUCUGUACUUCCUUCCAGAGACAUUUGUAGAAUGAACGGUCUCUAGUUACUGCUUCAUCCUAUGAUAACAACGUCUAUUUAGGUCUUUCACUACAAUUUCACGUCGUCCAUUCUGAAAUGCCAGCAAUGAUCGGGUUUCUGCCCCCUCCCUACCCUCAUUCUUCUAUGGAGGCAAGGUCACGCAAGAUUCUUCACCUUGCUGCUUUACAUAGAUGACUCCUCCACCAUUGGAGUUUUUAACUUUCACCAUGUGUUAGUUAGUUCCAGUGUUUUGCCCCAAUCCAGUUUCUUUUUUAAAUUUUUUUUAUUUUAUUUUUUUCGAGACAGGGUUUCUCUGUAGCAUUGGAGCCUGUCCUGGAACCCUCCCUGUAGUCCAGGCUGGCCUCGAACUCACAGAGAUCCGCCUGCCUCUGCCUCCUGAGUGCUGGGAUUAAAGCCGUACGCCACCACCAUCACCCAGCAGUUUCCAAUUUUUUCACAUCAAUAUCAUAGCUUUGUAACUGCUGGCUGCUCUCUUUCCUAUCACUCCUGUGGCUUGUUAUUAUCUGUCUUGUGAUUUGUACAUUAAAUACAUUUUAUUUCCACUAAAUGGUCAUCAUUCUAUUUUAAUCCAUUACCACAGGGUGCGACAGUUAUUAAUAGUCCUCGCUCUGACUCCCUUAUAUCUCCGUACCCAGAUGACAUUACAACCAACGUGUUCAUUGUCAUGUGUUACCAGAUAAAGCUUUGGUAAACGUGGAGGACAAAGUAGAAAGGGGCUGUCCUGUGGUCAACAGAAUUCCUCACUGUUGAUAAAGAACGUAAAAACUGUCCAGAUGGAAGGACUUAGGCUAACUUCGUCAUUUUGCUCUCACAAGAGAAUCACAUUAAGAGAGCUUUUGACGAAGUGUGUGGUAUCUGCGCUUCUGCUAAGCAUUGUCACCCGCGAGCGCUCCAACCAUCCUCUCCCAUCCAGGCGCAGCUGGCGGAUCCCAGAUUGUCCUCCCGGGUCGCUCUAGCUGCCGUCUCUAUGGUUCGGGGACGCGCCGGGUCGCGGCCGGCCCGGGCCCGCUGGUGCGCGUGCGCGAUCCUAGCGCGUGCCCGGCCUCCGGCAACUGCCCUGGCUGGCGGGUGGGAGGGGUGGGUCUGGGAACGUUGCGGCGGCCGUGGCCGCGGCCCCUGCGCGCAGGGCAGUCCCCCGCCGCCGCCUCAGAUGAUGGGUCCCGAGGAUGCCGGAGCCUGCUCGGGAAGAAACGCCGAGCUGCUCCCAGUCCCGGGGCCCAUGGGUCAGGACGGGAAGACCGUCCACACCGCCGGCGGCUUUGGCGGAGGCGCCGUCGCCGCGGAGUCGCCAGGGGAGGCUGGAGAGGAGGAAGCGCCGCGGCCGCGGCAGCUCCUGCAGCGGUAUCUCGCGGCGGCCGCGGGCCCGUUGCAGCCCGGGCUCGGCGGGGCGGAGGCGGCGGCUGUCCCCGCGGCGUGCCGUUCAAGCAUGACCAACGGGGACUCGGGAUUUUUGCUGCGCCAGGACCGUCGCGGCCCGGAGGAGGCGCGUCGCCGCCGAUCCUGCGGCCACCCUUGCCUGCUAGAUCCCGCGGACGAGGGUGUGGACGGCGCGGGCGGCCCGGACGACUGGGCCGCGCCGCUGGAGGACCCGCUACGGAGCUGCUGCCUGGUGUCGGGGGACACCGACGACCCGGAACCCACAGCUGCCACCUCUGCCGCGAGAUCGGGUGGGAGCGCGGAGCCCAGCCCCGGCCUCCCCGACGCCCGCUUCAGCUCUCGGAACACGUUCGAGGUGAGCCGCCGCCAGAGCGCCGGCGACCUCCUUCCCUCGGCGGGGACACCCACAUCCCUGCCAACGGCGGAGCAGAGUCCCGGGGGCACCACGGCUCGAGCUCGACGGAGCGGUGGCUUCGCGGAUUUCUUCGCCAGAAACCUUUUUCCAAAAAGGACGAAGGAACUCAAAUCAGUUGUUCAUAGCGCUCCUGGAUGGAAGUUAUUUGGUAAGGUUCCUCCCAGAGAAAAUCUUCAGAAAACAUCCAAAAUUAUUCAGCAGGAAUAUGAAGCACGAACAGGGAGAACCUGUAAAGUACCACCUCAGUCUUCAAGACGUAAGAAUUUUGAGUUUGAGCCACUUUCUACCACUGCCCUGAUUCUUGAGGACCGGCCAUCGAAUCUUCCUGCAAAGUCUGUGGAGGAAGCUUUACGUCACCGGCAAGAGUAUGAUGAGAUGGUGGCUGAAGCAAAAAAACGAGAAAUUAAAGAAGCACAUAAAAGAAAAAGAAUAAUGAAAGAACGAUUUAAGCAGGAAGAAAGCAUUGCAAGUGCAAUGGUAAUUUGGAUCAAUGAGAUACUGCCCAAUUGGGAAGUGAUGCGUAGUACAAGAAGAGUUCGAGAAUUGUGGUGGCAGGGAUUGCCCCCUAGUGUUCGUGGGAAAGUUUGGAGUCUAGCUGUAGGAAAUGAACUAAAUAUCACUCCUGAACUGUAUGAAAUCUUUCUUUCAAGAGCAAGAGAACGGUGGAAGAGCUUCAGUGAAACCAGUUCUGAUAGUGACGUUGAAGGUAUAUCUGUUGCUGACCGAGAGGCUAGCCUGGAAUUAAUUAAGUUGGACAUAUCCCGUACAUUUCCAUCUCUCUACAUCUUUCAGAAGGGUGGUCCAUAUCAUGAUGUUUUACAUAGUAUCUUAGGGGCAUAUACAUGUUACAGACCUGAUGUUGGUUAUGUCCAGGGGAUGUCCUUCAUCGCAGCAGUGCUCAUUCUCAACCUGGAAGAAGCAGACGCCUUCAUUGCCUUUGCAAAUCUCCUAAACAAGCCAUGCCAGUUGGCCUUUUUCCGGGUGGACCACAGCAUGAUGUUGAAGUAUUUUGCAACAUUUGAAGUAUUCUUUGAGGAAAACUUGUCCAAACUAUUUCUUCAUUUCAAGUCAUAUAGCCUUACACCAGAUAUAUACUUGAUAGAUUGGAUCUUCACGCUGUACAGCAAGUCACUGCCACUUGAUCUGGCUUGUCGUGUCUGGGAUGUGUUUUGCAGAGAUGGAGAGGAAUUUUUAUUUAGGACUGGAUUGGGGAUCCUCCGGCUAUAUGAAGAUAUACUCCUACAGAUGGACUUUAUUCAUAUAGCACAAUUUCUUACCAAAUUGCCAGAAGAUAUCACAUCAGAAAAGCUUUUCAGCUGCAUUGCAGCCAUUCAGAUGCAGAAUAGCACCAAAAAAUGGACUCAGGUCUUUGCAUCUGUAACGAAGGACAUUAAAGAAGGGGAUAAGAACAGCAGUCCUGCUCUGAAGAGCUGACAUUGGAGUCAGGGGCACGCUGUAAUGCAAAAGCUAAUUUUGGGGGAAGUUUCCUGUUUCGUGCUGAUAGCGUGGAAAGAAGAAUCAAGAGCUGGAAAACCGCUGAGUUGAAGUUCCAUGGCCGAAGGAAAUGAAAUACGUAAUUUAUUGACAGUAUUAACAAAAAAGUACCUGGGAGAGCCAUUUUUCAGAGGAAGAGGCUUAGAUGGCCUUUACAUACUCCAUAAUUUGGAGUGAAUACUUUAAAUGCAAUAAUUUUUUUAAAAUAGCUUCAACAGAAACUUCAAUUUUUUUAUAUCUUUUCUUUUUUUUAACAAUUACCACAAACGCACUUCAGGGGUCAGAAUAGGAUUGUUAAAUCCUACUUUAACCUCCAAAAAAGAUAGGCUACAUGUAUUAUCUCCAGUUCUGGGUGUUUGAAGCUAUUGUAGACCAAUAGUAAGCAUCUACAUUGUAUGUUAUUGAAGUCACUGUAACUCCUGCUUACCGUAUCAUAGCCUAGGGCAGUUCUGACCCUCUGGAACUGGAAAUGUUGGUGGGACAUUGUUUCUUGUUUUGUUUAUGGUGUUUCCCACAGUGUUGUGUCCCUUUGUUUUUAAAGAGAAAUUCUUUCUCUAAGGAGUUUCUAUUACAGAAGAAUUUUAGCCUUUUUGUUUCUUGUCUGACAAAUUGUUAGGUAGUAACUUAACAUUAAAAAACUAACUGGUAGCCGGGCAGUGGUGGCGCAUGCCUUUAAUCCCAGCACUCGGGAGGCAGAGGCAGGCGGAUCUCUGUGAGUUCUAGGCCAGCCUGGUCUACAAGAGCUAGUUCCAGGAGAGGCUCCAAAGCUACGGAGAAACCCUGUCUCGAAAAACUAAAAAAAAAAAAAAAAAAAAAACCUAACUGGUAGAAUGAAAGAUCUUUUGCACUUUAGUGGACUGAAGACUUGACUUUGAGAGUAAGAAUAAAAAAGCAAUGAAUUCUAAGAGUUCUAGAUAACACACUACUUACAAGACUUGAAUUUUUUUAGUUAAAAUCCAUCUAUCUAUAGAAACAAAUUUUAUUAAUUUCAGUUUGAAAUUUGAAAUCUUAUAUAGCUAAGUCUAAGACUUGUGAAACUCUAUGCAUAAUUUUCUAAUUGAUGGGAAUAAUAGUAAAAGUAAUUUUACCUUUUUUCUUAGUCUUUUUGAUGGCAUCUCAUAUAAAUUAUUAAUCAUUGGAAAACUGGCAUUAAAUUUAUUAUACUUGAUUUUUGAACCUAACCUAAAUCAUUUGAAUUAUUAUGGGUCACAUCUGUACAAAAUACUGUUUGGUUACUGAUUAGAUUUAUACUGUUUUGAUGUUGCAGUUUGGUUUGAAACAACAUAGAAGCACACAUUUCUGUUAGUGGUGAACAAUACAUAUAUAUAGUCUCUAGACUAAAAAGCCAGAGAUUCUUCCUUAUGGUAUAGUAAAUUGCCUAAGGAAUAUGGGACCAGAGGGUGUCCAUAUAUUUUUACCCUAUGGGUUGAUCAUUCUAGCCUCGGGAACCCUGAAGAGUUAACUCCUAUCAAAGGGGCUGGCUCAGUGAAGCUGGUAGUGUUAAUAAAAUACUGAAGGAGUUUCUAGAGUCUUAAUAGGUUUUAGGAUGAACUUUUACUCUGUGACUAUGCCUUGAUAUUGGUGUCCCUCAUAAAGGGCACAUAACCUCUGGCAGUAAUCUCUGAAUUUAUAUUACUUGACUUGGGUUUAAUUUUACUUUCAGGUAUUAGUUUCCUGAAGUGGUCUUAUGUUCUGUAUUUUUUUCUUACCUUUUUUAUUGUACAGUUUCUUUACCUUCCAAGUAUAAAUGUGUAUAUAAAAUGUAAAUACAAGAAAGUCACUAAAAACCACUAGUAACAAUUACUAUGAAAAUAAAACUUGUAAGCAGAA